GCCAAGUCCACCCCCGCCGCGCACCACGGUGGCCGCUCCUUGUAGGAACCUCCUUCCAAAUCCCGGGGUAUAAUUAACUCCAUGCCAUUGGGACAAAUGUUUCUUAAGACGAAUAAAUAUUUGCGUGUCCACCCCUCGGAAAGCCAUCGAACCAACACGGAGAAUCCAAUUUAACCCCGGUAAUACUUUGCCAUGUCCACUCCAAUAUCGGUCCUCCCGGAGUCUGCCGGGGCGGCCGCCAUCUCAGCAUCGUCCACGCCGCAGACAUUGGCAGGAAAGGUGGCGGUUGUAUCCGGGAGUAGCAGCGGCAUCGGCCUCGCCAUCGGCAAGGAGCUCGCCUCACGCGGCGCCCACAUCGUGCUCAACUACCCCUUCCCCUCGCUCUCUGCAGCGGCCACGGCAGCGGCAGCCGAGCUACCGACAAAAUCCACGGCCGUGUGCGCGGAUCUGAGCACUGUCGAAGGCCCAAAGACACUGAUUGCAGCGGCAGUCGAGGAAUUCGGCCGGAUAGACAUCCUGGUGAACAAUGCGGCCCUCGCCAUCAACCUACCGUUCGAGGAGCAGACGAUGGAGCACUGGGACUCGCUGGUGAACCUGAACGGCCGCGGGACGUUCCUGCUGACCCAGCAGACGCUCCCGCACCUCACGCGGGGCAGCGGGCGCAUCGUCAACAUCUGCUCCGUGAGCGCGCGCGGCCCGCCCGCGCUGCAGACAAUCUACGCCGGGACGAAGGGCAUGGUGGACUCGUUCACGCGGGUGUGGGCGAGGGAGCUGCCGCCCAAGUACGGCUGCACCGUGAAUGCGGUGUCGCCGGGCCCGACCGCCACCGAGGGGUUCUUGGGUGCGGGCGAGGAGGCGAUGAAGGUUCUGCAGCCGGCCAUUGACGCCACGCCGGCGGCGAGACGGAUGGGGAGGCCCGACGAAGUUGCGUAUGCGGUGGCGUUUCUGUGCGAGGAGCGGUCCCGUUGGGUAAACGGAGAGCACUUGUUCGUUAACGGGGGAUUGUUUGUCGACUGAAUGGGGUGGGGCUCCUACUGUAGGUGGGUAGCUCGUUUUCCGCCCACAUCAUCCGAUCGGGCAGGAGGGGGGGCGGGCCUCCCAUGUAGUGUCAUUCUCGGGGGUAAUCGGAAUUGAGCUCUGGGCUAAUUAUUGCCGAGCUGGUGGAAACAAGAGCCGUCCGUGGAGAAGAUGAGGAGAAGGUGGGGGGAAGCUCGCGAUGUCUAAUUAGCAUACAACUGAGACUGGUACAUACAUUACAAUUAAACCUUGCACCUGAACGGGGAAUAGUUAAUAAUCAGUCGCUCCAAUAGUAACCAUCUGCUAUUACUGUAGCAUCAAUAUCAUGUCGCCCACCUACCUCAAGAAAGCCACCGGCGCAGCCAAGCC
Molecule: messenger RNA, 1386 nt
Organism: Phialemonium atrogriseum
Lineage: Eukaryota; Fungi; Ascomycota; Sordariomycetes; Cephalothecales; Cephalothecaceae
Exons: 1
Coding region: 193-1017 (274 amino acids)
Molecular function (GO): oxidoreductase activity, acting on the CH-OH group of donors, NAD or NADP as acceptor
Source: RefSeq, a predicted model, not a curated record